Sebastes umbrosus (honeycomb rockfish) is the source of this 7029-nucleotide messenger RNA. RefSeq names its product receptor-type tyrosine-protein phosphatase N2-like. Gene Ontology annotation, biological process: protein dephosphorylation. Gene Ontology annotation, molecular function: protein tyrosine phosphatase activity. Gene Ontology annotation, cellular component: secretory granule. Lineage: Eukaryota; Metazoa; Chordata; Actinopteri; Perciformes; Sebastidae. The record is from RefSeq and is a predicted model, not a curated record.
GCAGCAGCAGCAGUAGCAGAAACGCCCUGCAUCCUCUAUCCUCUCCUGCAUCCUCUCCAGUCUCCUCUCCUCCAGUCUCCUCUCCUCCUCCAUCCAUCCGCGGUGUGAGCCCCGGCUCUCCUCUGCUCCUCCAGCCGCGGAGGAGACACUCUGAGCGGGAAGGAAGACAAACCAAACCUCGCCGGAAGAAAUGGCCUUUUAACACCUGAGAAAGUAGAAGCGCCAGAAGAGACAUGGAUCCUUUGCCUUUCUCCUCCUCCCUCCUCCUCUUCCUCGCUUCCCUGAGCUGCUUCCCCACUGCUGCUGACCGGAGAUUCGGUUGCCUAUUUGAGAACGAGCUGUGUACACCAUAUGAGAUCUGCGUCAACGAUGGCAUGUUUGGGAGGUGCCACCCUGUUCCAGUGAAGGAGGUUUACACCUACGAUGUCUCCCCGUCUGUAGUGCAACGCUUCAGGACGCUGCUGGAGAAGCUCUCCAAUAGAGGUUUGACCUGGGAAGAUGACACCACUCAGCAGGUUCUGUCCAAGGAGUUAUCCAAACUGAGGAGAGUCCCCUACAGGCCGCAGCAGAAGGGAGCUGUCUAUGACGCCGACAGCAGGCCAGUAGCUGAGGCAAUGGACCCAGUAGACCAGAGGGUGAAGCCGGUGGAGGUGGAGCUCAGCAGGAACCUGCAGAUGUACCUCCAACGUCUCGGCCUCCUUCCCAAGACGUCAUCUGCCUCCAGUCUGAGCACCCCGAGCAAGAGUGACCGUUUCCAGUCGGGCAUCCCAGCGGACUUCUAUCGCUCCAGGGCCCAGGUUUCGGCUCAGAAGUCGUCUCCCUCCAGCUUUUCCUCUCUUCCAUCAUUCUUGCCUCAGCAGAAGCAGAGACCUCCAGCCGACCAGCUUCUCGCCACGCAGGGCCGACGGGAGCUCCUCCUGGGCGCCCUGAGGCAGUAUCUCUCCAGGCAUCUGUCCCUGCACGACGGCGGGGUGAACCCCGAGGAGCAGGAGGCCCCCUCGCCCCGCCUGAGGCCCCUCUACAGCAACGGGAUAGAAAAUCCUGGGCUUAAGAAAGAGACCUCAAAACCCCGGCUUCUGAAGUUGGGAAGAACUCAAGGGGCUUCAGUCAAGGACCCUCUGACGUCUGUGGAUGAGAGGUUCAUCGAGAACGUCGUGAAGAGUGUCGGCAGGCACCACGUGGACAUGGACGGCCUGACGCCACACGACGUGAGCCAGCUGUCCAGCCUGAUAGCUGACGCCCUGCAGGUGGUCGACCAGGAUCGGGGACUAAACAGGGGCCCGACCCGUGCCAGACCAGGACCGAGAGACCUGGGGGGAGAGCAGAGGGAGGAGGAAGAAGAAGAAGAAGGAGAGGGGGAGGCUGCCAGGGAUGAGGAAGAGGAGAAGUUGCUUGAGAAUGCUCCAACACUAAAACCACAGGAGAGCACUGCUCUAGUGCCGGCAGCACUUCAAGAGCGUCACACGGAUACAGAGGAGCUUGAUAUGAAGGACAAGCCUAAGGGUGGAAACCUCUUCACCAAACUUCUCGCCUACCUGGACAAAACUUCCUUCAACGCCUCUCCCUCAGCAAGAAAUCUCGAUGACGUUGCCAUGGAGACACCCGGAGGCCAACAGGUGGGGCUGGAAAACGUCCAGAGUCGGACCAGCGAGGCAGGGAUGACGUUGCAGAAGAAGGACGCCACCCAGUCUGUGGAGGAGGUGUCGGAGUUGCAGGGCUGGAUCAAGGAAGUGGCGCCCCCUCCUGCUGCACUCGUGUACGAGGAGCCGCACAAGAAGACGAUGCACGUUCCAGAACUUCAGCUGGAUGUCAAGACCGGCAGGAAGAAGGCAGACGAUGACGUCUUCGGCUACGUCAUCACCGACACAGAUGGGCUCCAGACGGACGAAGGCCUCCACCUGAUGGAGAUCCUGGCUCGCAGGGCUAAAAUCCAGAUGACCGACUUCGCCGAGCUCUCGGUGGUGGGCCCAGCUGUGACCUUCAAAGUGAGCCCGAACAUUCACAACGUCAGCACCGCAGAUGUGGCCAACGUGGCAGUUCAGCAGAAAGAGGCUCUGGAGAAGGAAGCAAAGGUCAGCAUCCUGGAGGCCGGGGUCACCGAUGGAAGCCAAAUCAACCAGAUCCCCACCAAGUACAGCCAGGCGGAGUCGACCAAGUUCCUCGUCCUCACCGUCGUGUCCAUCCUGUGCAUCGUCGGCGUGCUGCUGGCCUCCACCGUGGUGUACUGCCUUCGCCACCGCUCCCACCACAAGCUCAAACAGAAGCUCACCAAUCUGGGAACAGAUACUGGCAGCGAUGCUACCGCCACCUAUCAGGAGCUCUGUCGGCAGCGCAUGGCGGUCAAACCUCCGUCUGAGCGUCCGGAGCCCAUCUCCUCCAGGAUCAACAGCGUGUCUUCUCAGUUCAGCGACGGCGGUCAAGCCGUCAGCCCCUCGGCACGGAGCAGCCUCUCCUCCUGGAGCGAAGAGCCCGCCCACUCCAACAUGGACAUCUCCACCGGUCACAUGAUACUGUCCUACAUGGAGGAUCACAUGAAGAACAAGGACCGCCUGGAGAAGGAGUGGGAGGCGCUGCGUGCCUAUCAGGCAGAACCCAACGCCUGCACCGUUGGCAUGAAGGAUGGCAACGCCAAGAAGAACCGCUCCGCUGCUGUCGUGGCAUAUGAUCACUCCAGAAUCACCUUGAAGGUGGAGAACAGCCAAGGCAACUCUGAUUACAUCAAUGCCAGCCCGAUCAUGGAUCACGAUCCCAGGAACCCGGCCUACAUCGCUACUCAAGGCCCUCUGCCCUCCACCGUGGCUGACUUCUGGCAGAUGGUGUGGGAGAACGGCUGCGUGGUCAUCGUCAUGCUGACGCCUCUCGUCGAGAGCGGGGUGAAGCAGUGCUACCACUACUGGCCCGACGAGGGAUCCAACCUGUAUCACAUCUACGAGGUGAACCUGGUGUCCGAACACAUCUGGUGCGACGAUUUCCUGGUUCGUAGCUUCUAUCUGAAGAACAUGCAGACCAACGAGACACGAACCGUCACUCAGUUCCACUUCCUGACCUGGCUCAACCAGAACGUCCCGGAGACUAGCCGGACGCUCCUCGACUUCCGCAGAAAAGUUAACAAGUGCUACCGGGGACGCUCGUGUCCUAUCAUAGUCCACUGCAGUGACGGAGCGGGAAGAAGUGGGACCUACGUCCUGAUCGACAUGGUCCUCAACAAGAUGGCUAAAGGUGCCAAGGAGAUUGAUAUUGCAGCGACUCUGGAGCACCUGCGGGACCAGAGGCCGGGAAUGGUUCAGACCAAGGAUCAGUUUGAGUUUGCGUUGACGGCCGUUGCGGAGGAGGUGAACGCCAUUCUGAAAGCUCUUCCUCAGUAAGAAGGAGCAACCUCCUUCUGAUGGACCUCCUUCCUCCUCUCCUGUCUCACCUAGAGGACUGUCCUUAUAUCUCCUCCUCCCAUCACCACAAUUCCUGCUUUCUCCUCUCCUCAUCCUCCCCCUCUGUCUUUUUUGUCCCGUCUCCUUUUUUCCCCAUCACAGUUUUUCCUCCUUUUCUUCCUUUGGUCCAAUUGUUAUUCAUUUUGUCCAGUCUUUCCUGUCCUCUCCUCUUCUAUCUUUACCCACCCUUUCCUUUUUAUUUCCUCGUUUCCUCCAAACGUCUCCUGCUAUAUCUCUCCCCAACUUUCUUCCUUUCCCUUCUCUUUAUUCUUUUGUGUCCUCUUCUACCUCCUCCCCUGUCUCACCUAGAGGACUGUCCUUAUAUUUCCUCCUCCCAUCACCACAAUUCCUACUUUCUCCACUUGUUAUCCCCUCUUUCUUUUUUGUCUCAUUUCAUCUCCUCUUUUCCCAUCCCAGUUUUUCAUCCUUUUCUACCUUCAGUCCAAUUGUUAUUCAUUUGGUCCAGUCUUUCCCGUCCUGUCCUAUACUCUUCUCCCCUCCUUUCCCAUUGUGAUGUGGCUUCUCUUCUCCUGUAUAUCUUUUUAACCACCCUAUCCUUGUUAUUUCCUCGUUGUCUCCUAACGUUUCCCGCUAUAUCUCUCCCUUAUUUUUCCAAAUUUCUCCUCCUUUCCUCUUUCCUCCUCUCCUUUUACCUUCUCCUCCUUCCACUUCUCCCCAUCUCCUCCUCUCCUCCCAUCUUAGUAAACAUUGUGUAGGGAAACCGUUGAACCAGUCCUGUACAUAGAUAGACCUUCCUUCUAUUGUAACGAUCCAUGCAGCCUGUUUUCCAAAGUGACAUUCAAACACAUUUUCAUAGAUUGAUAAAAAAAAAUAUUUCUGUAGUAUAUUUAUCAUAGUUUCUAUUUCAUUGGUCUUUGUUUUGAGUGUGUGUGUGAUGUUGACAUUCAUGUCAAUCAUAUUUGUGUCUGAUUUUUAGAGCCAUGCUUUCUGAUAUGUUGUCAUGCAGUAAGAGUGUGAGGAUUUUUCUUUUUCUUAACAGUAAGUGAUGAAAAACUGCCAAUAGGGCGUUGUCUCCAAAAACUUGUGCCAACUCCAUUAAAACAUCUGCAAUUUUCCACUUAUUGUGAGAAAUAUAAAAAAAGAUGCUGGCACUGGAUGUGAGGUGAAAUAACAUGGAUAUAUAUAUAUAUAUAUUUUUCAAUGUGUAAUUCUCAUUAUCCUCGUAGAAGCAAUAUUGUGUUUCUUCAACCUGAAUCAUUUUCUCUCGUGGACAACCAAUAAGUGUGGCUUGUCAGUGAAGUUACACUCAUGUCUGCCUUAAUAAUAAAAACACAGUAGAUGGACUCGUAAAUGUGUCCAGCCACGCGGAAACUAGGCUCGUGUGUAACGCUCCGUUUUAAAAUGGCCUUAUUUCAGCGGAUUAACCUGUGGAUUAAAGGUUUGCUGUGCUGUUGCUUAAUGAAAAUCCCUCUGAUAAACACUGCACGCUUUAAUAAGUUGAGGGCAGCAAGUUCCCUUCAGUCCAAAAGUUUGUGAGAGUCUUUGAAUCAGUUCAACAGCAGCAAUCUUGUGUACUUUAAAUAAUACAUUAUUAAUCAAUCUGAACGCUGGAAUGAGGCCAUUGUAAAAUAAAGUGUUUCUGACCAGAACUUUUAUGAUAAAAGAGGAUAGUCUUGCUUCUGAAUAGCAGUUCUUCUAUGUAGCAUUAAUGGAUGAUUUGUACAUGUACGGUAGCUGAACCUUUAUUGCAUUGAUAACUAGUUUGCGGUGACACUCAGCUGGUUUUCCCAAAAGCAUCCUGAGACUAACUGUUGUUUUGUUAAAUGAAAGGAGCAGCAUUAAAUGACCAUAUCAGUGAUUGUUUUACAUGUUUUAGCCCAUUUACUUCAAACCACUUGAACUUUAUUGCUGCUAACUAAAUCCUGUGUUUCUCAAUUUUUUUGAACAUACAGUAUUAUGCCUAUAUUCCAGGCAGCCAUUUAUUUCCGUUCAUUUCUGAGGAUUAAAAUCUAUUGGUGGAUGAAUUAUUGUCAGAACAUAAUACAGAGUGAACUUUUCAAAUCAGUCUUCACUCACAACCACAUUGCCACACAAAAAUAAUUGAACUUGAGCCAAAAAAUCUAUUCAAAAUAGGCCUUUAUGUAAAAUUAUAUUUAUAUUAUAUGUACAUUUGUUAUUGUUUUUGUCUUGUUUUGUAUAGCCUAAACCUAGUGAAUAAAUUGCUUAUUGGACUAUGCUACGUAAAAUGCGUAUUUCUAAUAAGCUUUAAAGCUUCAUCCUACAUUUCUGAACCAAAAAUACUUAAUGCCUUGUUGUUAUUUAUUCUUUAUUAUAUGCAUUCCUUUUGAGAAAUUGUUAAUAAGGACCAAAAUAGAUAAAUUAUUACUAUAUUGCUAUUGCUAUGAAUGGAAACCAAUGGCUUCCUAGAAAGCAGACAAACUGCAUUAAAACUCUGAAAGUCUCUGACAUGCAGUCAAAGAUAUACUACUUGGUUUAUUUAAGAUUCACGCUGCCCAGUUAAAUGCCUCCAUGGGCCUGGAAACAAAAUUAAGAUUUUUCACAAGUAGCCUGUAUAUUGGAGAAUUCUGGUAACCUGUUAAACACAAGCAUCAGUCUAGAGGUCAUUUAAUUUUUUUCUUGGCUUUCCAAAUAUGAGGGCAGGGACAUGGUUUUACCCAUAAACCACUGUGUUCGUGGGCUGAGAGAAAUAAUAUAAACCAUUAGGUUUUGGGAUAAGUAAGAGAACGGAGCUCAAUAUCUGGUUUAAUUGAACAAAACACGACUAACCUGCUUGGGGUGAACACAUCCGUUAUCUAAAGAUGCCUUUGGGAAAUAGCUCAUAGUUUGUGUAAAAUCAACUUAAUUUCACUACUUUCAAUUAGCUGACAAUAAAUGAACAGAUUUCAAAUGUCUAUCUAUGAAAUUGUAGAUUUAUUUGUCAAAUCUUAUUUGAAUCACCCAUGAUAUGACUUGCAUACACUCUGCUACUAGUGCAUGGCUAUUUAUUCAACAAAUGAGUGUUCAACUGUACUUUUAUGUGGCCUAAAGUUGAUCUUAGCAAACAAACACUUUAUUCCAGACUAUGUACUGCACGGGAAGCUCCAAGGACUUUAGAAGUGCAAAAGCCAAGGAUUAUCAUCUCUCGACUGUGCGGAUCAUGGUUAAAGCACGUUGAAAGGUGGUGCAGUAUCAAUAUGAUGUAACACUGCAGCAAGCUGGUGUCAUGUUGUUGGAAUCGACUCAUUUUUCAUCACAAAAGUGAAACAUGUUGCAAGAAAUGCUCCUUAUAACAGCUUGUUCAAUGUAAAGUUGGAUCUUAAUGUUUCUGCCGUUUUAAAGUUACCAUCAUGUAUGAAAAAGGGAAAUACGUGAAACGUCAUUGAAAUAAUUGAAAUUCUACCGGCCAUUUUUAAUGCAAGUCAACAUGUUAUAAUGGGUAUUGUUUUUGCAGCUCAGUAGGUCAUGUUCCACAAUGCUGUUCUGUCUUUCACACACUCCAAUCAAGUAUCAAUAGAUGGCUGGUCUGUUGCAUUAACACUCUGUACAUAAAACAAAAAAACAACAGAAGAUAUUUUGUUCUAUUGGUGUAAACAAAUUGUGAAUAAAGUCUCAUUGUCGAUGCAGUAUUGUAAUGCAAUCCUGA